UUGGCUCAAGCUCGAAAAGAGCACGAUUCGCUGAUGAAUAAGCUGAAACAAAUCGAGAAGAAGCUCAUUGUUGGAGGCGAAAAUAUGCUUGAAAAAGCGGAAAAGCAAGCCCGGUUGCUGGAGCAAAGUAAUGCAGAAUUAGAACGCGGACGUCUUAACGAAUCGCAACUCAGACAGGCACUUGCUGAAAAACAUCAGGAAAGGAUUGACUUGGAAGAGAAAUACAACAGCCUGGCGGAAGAAGCGCAUGGAAAGACGAAAAAGCUGAAAAAAGUUUGGAAUUUGCUGGCUGCUGCAAAAAAUGAGCUGGCCGACCUGCAAAUGGAACAUCAGCGCGAGAUGGAGGGACUUCUGGAUAGUGUACGUCAGCUGCGCAGCGAACUUCUGCUUCAGUUACUAAUUAUUGAGAAUUAUGUGCCACCAGAAUACCUGGAACUCAUCGAACGAUUCGUUUGGUGGAAUGAAGAAGUGGGUGACUGGCAGCUGAAGUGUAUCGCCUAUACGGGCAACAACAUGCGAGCACGCCAUCCACCGCCCCAACCAGUCUAUAAGGUUCAUGAACUUCUCAAAAGUGCUGCUAGCAGCAUGAUGAAUCGUUAA
Messenger RNA from Gongylonema pulchrum, 600 nucleotides. NCBI's taxonomy places the organism in Eukaryota, Metazoa, Nematoda, Chromadorea, Rhabditida, Gongylonematidae. The record is from the annotation of a GenBank genome assembly.